AUGGCGGAAGCGGCGUCCGCGCAGGACGACCUCUCCGCCUCGUCGGCGUAUGCGACACUCGAUGCGCUGCUUUCAGAGGGCAAGCUCACACAGGCGGAGCUCCAGCUGUACAAGUCCAAGUUCGCCAAGCUCCACGCUGCCGUCCUUCAGACAUACGACAACGAGGCAAAGCAGCUCAAUGCCGAACUGGCAGAGGAGCGCCGCAAUCUGGACGAGGUGUCCCGCAAGGCGGAGGAGGGCUCCGAGACUACAGCCGCGCUGCGUGCCGAGGUCGCCAAAGGGGAGGCCGAGCUUGCGGUCAGGGAGGAACGGGUGGGGCUGACCGAGCAGGAGCUCGAGGAGCUGCAAAAGGUGCACCAGGAUCUCGAGGGGGACAUCGCGAGCGUCGCCGCGCGGCAGGCGGCUGAGCUGACGCCGCAGAUCGAGGCACUUGAGGCGGCGGUCGACGAGGCGCGCGCUGAGCUUGCAAAGUCCAAGGCAUCGCUCGCAAAGGUUCAGCGAGACCGCAAUGAGGUGCAGAGCCGAUACGACGAGCUUCGGCAGGCGCGGACGGACGUAGAGGCGCGGCGCGCGCAGCUUGCGGUGCAGCUUGUCAAGGUCAAGUCGGAGCCGGACAAGGUGAAAAAGCAGGCGGACGCCGUGGCGGGUGCGCUGGCGGCGCUCGAGGCGGAGAGCGCCAAGCAGCUGGACACGCUGCGUGGGCUCGAUGGGGAGCUGGCGCACCAAGUGAAGCGGCGGAAGGAGCUCGAGGAGGGCAGGAUGGGGCUGGAGAUGGCGGUGGAGCGGCACCACGCCAUGAUUGAGCAGAAGGAGCGCACUCGCGACGAGAUGCUCAAGCAGCUAGACCUCCUCAAGGAGGAAGCGGUGCACGCGGCGACCGAGCGCACCCGGCUUGCGAUGGAGGUCAAGGACGUGAGCCACGACGCGCGGCGGGAAGCGGACGCGCUGAACCGCAAGGUGCGGGAGUACAACCAGGCGCUCCGACGGUGUAAAAAGGUCGAGCUGGCACUCAACAACUCGUUGUCGCAGCACCCCUUCCUGCAGCGGCAGCUCGACGAGGUCGUGCGGCAGGUAGCCGCACUGCGGGACGCGAAGGCGAAGAACGACGAAGCCGCGGAGGAGAUCCGGCGCGACGUCGACGUGCACAUCUCGAACCUGCUCAAACAGGAGACGGCCGAGGAGGAGAAGAAGGAGUGGCUGGUGCAGCUGAUGGAGGACGUCAAGGCGCUGGAGGCGGACCUCGCCGAGGUGACCAAGGAGGAGCACGACAACCGAAAGGUGCUCGCGCGGCUCUCGGCUGAGCGCGAGGCUGCGGCGCGCGAGGCGGCCAAGGUGAUGCAGUCGGCAAAGGAUGUGCACGAGGAGCUCAAGGUGAAGGAGCUGGUCAUCAUGGACCUGACCAAGCGGGUGGUCGACUCGGCGACGCGGCUCAAGGACUUUUCGAAGCUGUAUGACGCGGUCAAAAUCGAGCGCAACAAGUACGUCACCAAGAUCCAGACGUCGGCGCAGGCGCUCGCCGAGAUGAAGGAGAAGAUGAAGAUCCUGCAGAACGAGGUGGAGAUCCUGCGCGCCGAGUCGGCGCAGAAGGACCGCGCGCUGCACAAGGAGCGGAUCGAGCACACCGGCUCCUUCAACGCGCGCGACCAGCUGCGGGCGGAGACGAACCGCCUGCAGACCUGCGUCCGAGAGAAGGAGAAGGAGGUGGGGCAGCUCGCGGCAGAGGCGGAGAACCUCAACGCGGUCGUCAGCGGCAUCGAGCGCGAGAUGGUCAAGCUGAAGCGGCAAUAUGAGGUGGCCGUCGAGGAGCGCAACUACACCGGACUACAGCUCAUCGACCGCAACGACGAGCUCUGCAUCUUAUACGAGAAGUCCAACCUGCAGCAGUCGGCCCUCAAGGCGGGCGAGGCCGAGAUCCGGAAGCGCGAGGAGGAGAUUCGCGCCGCAGAGCUGCAGGUGGCGGAGCUCGCCCGCAACGUGGAGGCGGCGCGCCGAAGGCUGCCACGGAUCCCACAGCUCGAGGAGGAGGUGGCGCUGCUCAAGGCGCAGCUCGAGGAGGCGCGACAAGAGGCGCAGAGGCUAUCCUCCGACCUCGAGGCGCCGGACAACAGCGGCCGCUGGCGCAAGCUCGAGGGCACGGAUCCGGAGCCGGAGGAGCUCGUCGCCAAGCUGCACGUGCUCGAGGAGCGGCUGAACGACAAGAAGGAGCAACUUCUGGAGAAGGAGCUCGUCCUCGAGGAGGUGACGAACCUGUCGCUCAAGCUCAAGGCGCGAGCCGACGAGGGGCGCGAGGAGGCGCUCGAGCUGUCAAAGCGCGUGAACGAGUUCCAGGGCAAGAUCAAGGGGACGACCCGCCGCAUGAUGGCGACCGUCUCGGAGCUGUCGAUGUACCAGGCGACAGCGAUGAAGCUGGCGCACGAGAACCAGCAGCGCGAGGCGGCGCUGCGGGAGCAGGAGGCCAACGUGCAGGCGGGGCUGCCGCCGUCGGAUGAGGUGGAGCGCGAGUGGCUGCGGCACGAGGCUGACAUGCGGAGGAGGAGGGCGGAGGCGCUCAAGAGGAGCGCGCAGCAGCAGGAGGAGCCGCCGCCCUUCGGCGCGCCGUCGACCGCGGCACCCUUCAAGCCGAGCGAGCUCGGCUCGACGAUGCGGCACACCCGCAAGCCGGUGCUGCGGGAGAUCGAGAUAUGA
Messenger RNA from Emiliania huxleyi CCMP1516, 2685 nucleotides. RefSeq lists its product as hypothetical. Gene Ontology annotation, cellular component: cytoskeleton. NCBI's taxonomy places the organism in Eukaryota, Haptophyta, Isochrysidales, Noelaerhabdaceae. The transcript has 4 exons. The record is from RefSeq and is a predicted model, not a curated record. The coding region runs from base 1 to 2685 and encodes 894 amino acids.